GGCUAGAAAUACUGUGUUUGUUGAAUAUUUUCUAUGAUAUGUGGACCCGCAUCAUGUGGACCUAUUGUUGCCGCUACAAACUGUGCCGCACGUGACGUCACAUUAUAUGAAACAACAACAGGAAGUAAAAGAUGUUUCUGUCCACAGGCUAAAGACUGAAGGCUGCUUCCAUUCAGACAUGGAGGACGUCAGCGCUGUGAUGUCCUGGUUUUCCAGCCCUGUGUACAGCCGCUACUGGCAGCACUACCGACAGGCCAUGGCCUGGCAGCAGAGACACAGGCGGGCCUACAGUAAGGCCUUGGAGGCGGCUUAUGGCCCAGCCCCCCCACAUGAGGGAUAUCCCAGCAGCCAGCGACGCUAUGCCGACUGGCAGGCUGGGGGGAGCGGCAGCGACGAUGCAGACGAUGGAGAGGAUGAAAGCAGCUCGGAUAGCGACAUCGAAUGUGACGUCAGCAACAUGGAGAUAAGUGAGGAGCUCCGGCAGUACUUCGCCCACACCGAGAGACACAGAGAGGAGCUGAAGAGGCAGCAGCAGAUGGAAGCAGAGCAGCAGGAGGGCUACGUACUGGCCGAUCAGGACCUGCACGGCGUCUCCAACCGUAGCAGCGCCGCUCCCCCUUCUGACCGACCAGGCGAGAGGCGAGCCGCAGAGAUGAAGAAGCUCUAUGGGAAAGACGCGGCAAAGAUCCUGGCCAUGGAGGCGGCCAUGCAGCUGACAUUCGACAGAAACUGUGACCGGAAGCAGCCCAAAUAUUGGCCUGUCAUCCCGCUGAAGCUGUGAACUCUGAUCUCCCCAAGAGUCAGCAGCUUUGUUCUGUAACGGAUGGUGACUGAGUUAGCUGGACAUGUAGAGCUGAAGGUUAGGAGCCAUUCUAAGUGGAGGAAAGGCGGACAAGCUUCUGUUUCAGGGUCAGGGAAAGGGCAGGCUUACUGUACGUGAGCCGUGUCCCUGGUGCUGAUGUAAAUAUAUUCAAAGCACAGGAGUCUGUGUGUUUCCUCCUGAUCUGUUUCUGUUUCCCCUCCACCUUGCUGAUCUUUCAGCUCCCUUUAGGCCUGUCAGCUUAUUCUUAGCAGUAAAACAGACGCUUCUCUGCAUGGCUGCUUCAGAUUUUCCACUUUUCAACCCAAGUUCAGAGUGCUUGGUUUUGUUUCCUCUAAAUCCAGCUUUGUUUGUGACAUUACUUUGAAUAACUUUCAUGUGUCUUCUCAAGAGGUUUGACCUGUAUUUUACCUUGUUUGUGUAUCUUUACAGAAAAGUAGUUAAUAAAGC
This is a messenger RNA of Cyprinodon variegatus (sheepshead minnow), 1270 nucleotides long. RefSeq names its product gem nuclear organelle associated protein 8 (gene gemin8). The record is from RefSeq and is a predicted model, not a curated record. Gene Ontology annotation, biological process: spliceosomal snRNP assembly. Gene Ontology annotation, cellular component: SMN complex. The transcript is spliced from 3 exons. NCBI's taxonomy places the organism in Eukaryota, Metazoa, Chordata, Actinopteri, Cyprinodontiformes, Cyprinodontidae. Bases 107 to 781 code for a protein of 224 amino acids.